Eptesicus fuscus (big brown bat) is the source of this 2039-nucleotide messenger RNA. It is a transcript of the gene LPXN, whose product is annotated as leupaxin. Gene Ontology annotation, biological process: negative regulation of B cell receptor signaling pathway; substrate adhesion-dependent cell spreading; endothelial cell migration. The coding region runs from base 100 to 1254 and encodes 384 amino acids. The record is from RefSeq and is a predicted model, not a curated record. NCBI's taxonomy places the organism in Eukaryota, Metazoa, Chordata, Mammalia, Chiroptera, Vespertilionidae. The transcript is spliced from 9 exons.
CACACUGUCUCGUUCAGUUCCUUUGCGGUCCUCUUCUUCAGCACAGACCAAAGCAGUUCCUCGCAACCUGUGGCACCAGAGCAUCUUGGGUGUGUGACAAUGGAAGAGUUGGAUGCUUUAUUGGAGGAAUUGGAACACUCCACCCUCCAGGACAGUGGUGAAUACUCCAACCCUGCUCCUCUUCCCAAGGAUCAGUAUUCCAGAAAAGAGAGUGCUGAGACUUCAGACAUCCCUUCUGUUCAGGAUGACACAAGUCCCUUGCAGGUGCAGCUCGUGUAUACUACUAAUAUGGAGGAGCCCCAUGUCUACAGUGACAUCCAAGAGCCAAAGGAAUCACUGCCACAUUCCAAAACCUCAGCAGCUGCUCAGUUGGAUGAGCUCAUGGCCCACCUGUGUGAAAUGCAGGCCAAGGUGGCAGUGAAAGCAGAUGCCAGCAAGAAGUACUUACCAGACAAGCAGGAUCACAAGGCCUCCCUGGACUCAAUGCUGGGGGGAUUGGAGCAGGAAUUGCAGGACCUUGGGAUUGCCACAGUGCCCAAGGGCCAUUGUGCUUCCUGCCAGAAAUCGAUUGCUGGAAAGGUGAUCCAUGCUCUAGGGCAAGCCUGGCAUCCAGAGCACUUCAUCUGUAGUCACUGCAAAGAAGAGCUUGGCUCCAGUCCCUUCUUUGAGCGCAGUGGCUUGGCCUACUGCCCCAAGGACUACCACAAUCUGUUUUCGCCACGCUGUGCCUACUGUGCUGCUCCCAUCCUGGAUAGAGUGCUGACGGCAAUGAACCAGACCUGGCACCCAGAGCACUUCUUCUGCUCUCACUGUGGAGAGGUGUUUGGUGCAGAAGGUUUUCACGAGAAGGACAAGAAGCCAUAUUGCCGAAAGGAUUUCUUAGCCAUGUUCUCACCCAAGUGUGGGGGGUGCAACCGCCCGGUGUUGGAAAACUACCUUUCAGCCAUGGACACUGUCUGGCACCCAGAGUGCUUUGUUUGUGGGGACUGCUUCAGCAGUUUCUCCACUGGCUCCUUCUUUGAACUGGAUGGACGUCCAUUCUGUGAGCUCCAUUACCAUCACCGCCAAGGAACCCUCUGCUAUGGGUGUGGGCAGCCCAUCGCCGGCCGCUGCAUCAGUGCCAUGGGCCACAAGUUCCAUCCUGAGCACUUCGUCUGUGCUUUCUGCCUGACGCAGUUGUCGAAGGGAAUCUUUAGGGAGCAGAAUGGCAAGACCUAUUGUCCACCCUGCUUCAAUAAGCUCUUCCAAAUAUAAUCUCAGCUGAACCCACAGCCCUCCAAAUACCCUUUAACAUUUAAACCAAGAGAGGAAAGAGUACAUUUGUUGUUACUGACCUUCUGCUCAAUAGGCUUAUAGAGAAAGUAAAGCCUUCAAAGGGAAUGUCUAAAUGUUAGGCUUGUAGCCUUAAGUUUCAGAUUUCUAGCCUUAUUUUUUAAAUUGGGUACUUGGAUUUAGAUCUGGAGCCUGCUAGCUAGUGUCUCUGCAGAUAUAUUUUCCACAGGCACACAUUCAUUUAGUAACUGGUUUUCUCAGAUUUCUCCAUUUUCACCCCUAUGAUGGCCCUGUUCACAUCUCCUCUCCUUUUCAAGCUUUCCACAUUUCCCUGUGACUCAGUUCCUCACAAUCAUGGCUAUGGACUUUAUCCUUGGUGUCAGGAAUCAUGGUAGCAGUCUUAAGCUCCUUGCAUCUCCCUUCAGUGUAUUUCUCUUUUUCAAGAGGAAUUAGAUUUUAACUGGACAACUUUGAGUGCUGACAUAAUUGUCAAAUAAAGUGGCUUGUGUAUGUGUGUGUGUGUGUUUUAAAUAUGUUUUCAUUGAUUUUAGAGAGAGAGGAAGAGAGAGAAACAUUGAGGUGAGAGAGAAACAUCAAUCGGUUGCCUCCCAUAUGCACCCUGACCAGGGAUAAAACCUGCAACCUUUUUGAUGUAGGGGACAACACUCCAACCAACCAAGUCAUACUGGCCAGGGCAAGUGGCUUGUGUUUUAAUGACUCAGUAUCAUGUAGUUUGGUAGAUGAUCCUUCUGCUUCUCAUAUUAAUA